AUGAGCCUCGCGCCAUCAACCAACGAUACCAAGCCGGCUGCCGACUCGGCUGCUGACGCGGCUGCCAGUCCGGCUUUGUCCCAGCACGGCGCGGCUAGCCAUGCCAACCUCGUCCCCACCGCGCUCACCGUCGGCCUCGUCGUGGCACUGCUCACCAUCGGCGUGCGCAAUGCGGUGCUUGUGGUGGUCGUCUCGGCGCUUCUCGUGUGCAAUCCAUGGGUGCGCACCCUGCUCGAGCUUCCAAGCACCGGCGACAAACGCGGCCUUUCCACCUUUGAUCCCGCCCGCUACCUCCUCUCCUACACGCCAGAAGCAGCCGCACGCUCCAACGACGCUUCAUCCGCCCAAGACGAUACCACCGCCGAUGCUGCGUCGCAAGAAGAUGCGCUCAUGCAGACCGACCGACUCUAUUCGCUCAGCGAGAUGCCCAAUGCGCUCCGGCAGAGCUCUCAGACCAUGAUCCGCUUCGUCGUGCGCGACUUUGUGCAGGGCUGGUACGACAACCUCACAUUCGCACAUCCCAACUUUCCCAUCUCGGCGGAAGCCAACAUCUCGCACACGGCCACGAGCGUCUACCUACGAUCGCGCCAGCUCAAGAGCGCCAACACGUCGGCAGAGAUGCUGCUUACAGUGCAGAGCGUGCUGCUCUCGUCGCUGCGCCGUCGACGCAUCUCGAAUCAGUACUCCAACGGUGCGGCUGCGGCGGCGGCGGCUCGCUCCACCUGGCCCAGCACCGCCGCGCGUGUGGAUGCACUGCGCAAGGCGGUGCGCAAGUUUCUCUCGCGCAACCUCGCACCUGCAGAGCGCUCGAGCCCCGUGGUCAUGCUGCUUCUCACCGAGGUUGUGGCCAAGCAGGCGUGGCAGGUGGUGCACACCAUCGGCGACCCGGACUUUAUCAACCAGAAGAUCGUCCAGUGGGCCGAGCCCGCCUCUGAGACCAGCCUAGAAGCGCAGACCAUCUCGCCCGAAGAGCUCGAGCGUCUCAAGUCGCUCGAUACCGCUGCUUUGGACCGUCAGACAUCGGAAGCCUCGAAUGCGCCAGCCAAACGCGCCACUCAACCGAAUUCAUUCGAGGAAGCAGUCCCUCCGACCUCGUCUCUGCCAACACAACCUUUUCAUGCUCCGGUGCCGCGCUCAAGAUCGCCAGACACCGUUCCGCAGCCAAAGAUGUCACUGGACGCGCAGCCGCGAGCGAACCUUCGCAUGCCACCAGCGUCAGCAUCGCAUCCGGCUGCGUUGGCCGAUCGCGCUCGGCCACGUGCGACACCGCCCAAGAAGUCCAACAGUUCGGGCCCCUUUUCGGCGCUGGGUGGAUUCGCGACAGGCGCGUUGGGCGCCUUGGCCGAUGCUGCUGAGCGCGCCGUGGAUGUGGUCGGAGGCACGGUGGAUGAAUUCGGCAACAUGCUCAUGGUGCCUGCCGAUCCGUCGGCGCGCGCACAGAACUCCGGGAGCGGCACCGCCAGCCCUACGAGCACCACGUCGCCACGUCGUCGGUAUGCGCUUUUGGCCGAAAGGGAGGCCGGUGAGGUGCGCCCGGGGUCUCCUUCGCCAAACCGGACCGGCGCAAAUGACCAUGCGAACCGCUCUGCGCCCGCAUACCACCUAGACAUGCCGUCGGGGGUUGACGAGCCAGAGCUUCCCGCAUCGCUGCGCCAGAGCCUGCGCACGAACACGGGUUCGGAUGCGGCCAACGAGCCGCGUGGGUUCGAGAUCCCCGAGACUCCACAGCAUCGCUCGUACGACGCACCCGCGAUUGUGGCACCUGCCCCCGUUGCUGCUGCGCUCAACUUUGCGUCGCGCGACAGCAUGUCGAUGGACUCGAACGAAGGGGACGCGCAAUCAUCGUUGGAGGCGAUGCAUCAGCUGCUCUCGGACCGGAGCUCGGCGGCGUACGAUGCAUUCGAGGCGUUCCUCGAAGAGCCGGGCAACCGGUACUGUGCGCCGAACGAGGGCGAGUCGCUGCUGCGGCUGCAUACGCAGCUCAACACGCUGGCGAGCAUCAUGGAGUUCACCACACUGGACGAGCAGACGUUCCGAGCGGAUGCGAGCACGAUCCUGAGCAAGGCGCUGGAGCAGCUGCCGAGCACGCUGCCGCCGACGCACGACGGGCAGCAGCCGGUGCUGGUUCGGCGCAGCGCACAGCAGGUGCUGACGAACCUCGAGUGGUGCGCCAACAUGGAUGUGGUGGAGCCGCUGCGGGAGAACAUCAUUGCAAGGCUGGUGCAGCUGCACAAUGCGCUGCGAGCUGCGCGCGAUGGAGGGACGAGCGAACCGCCGAGUGCCGUAUCGAGCCCGAUGAAGACGAGGUUUGGCGACGAGAUGGCGAGGAGCGAGUCGCCCGAGCCGAACCAGCUGCGCGCGUUUUUGGAGCGCGAGAAUCGGCCGAGCUUCUCGAGCACCGACUCGGAGCGUGGGGCGUUGCGGUACGAGCCGCGCAGGAAGCCGACGGGGCCUGCUACGCAAGGAUCGCUGCUGCAGCCGGCAACGCAGACACCUCCGCGUGCGCCGUCGGUGCCGCCGGGGGCGGCGGGAGGGGCACCUGUGAUGGGCCCGCCGCUGGGACCGUCUCGACCGAUGUCGGUGCCUCCGCGCGUGCCGUCUGCGCCACCACGCGCGCAGCCGAUGGUGCUGCCCGGUCAUGCGGCCGAGGCGCCUCGGCAGAGCAUGGACGCUGCGCCGGCGUCGAACAGCGUCGAGGUGAGCGUGACGGACAUCAGCGCGAAUGCGGAGAGUGGGCGUGCGGUGGACGUGCGCACGUUCGAGGUGAUGAUCUCGGUGGAGGGUGUAGGCGAGGCGAGCGGGGCUGGUGCGGACGGAUUUGUGCUGGUGCGGCGGUGGCACGAGUUUGAGCAGAUGGACGCCGAGGUGCAGCGCCAGCCGCGCUCGAGCCGCCCGCUGCCGCGGCUGCCCGUGGUCAAGGGCCGACGCAGCGCCGAGGUGUGCGGUGCGCUCGAGGCGUAUCUGGGCGAGCUGCUGCACGCGGAUCAGCGUGCGCAGCUGGCGGCGGUAGGUGGCGCCAGGCGGUUUUUGGACCGUACGCGUGCGGGAGCGUCGGUGGAAGAUCUGCGUCGAAAGGGCGGCGCUGGCGCACUGCUCGGCGGCAUUGGCAAGGGCAUCGUCAGCGGCGUUGGCAUGGUUGGCAAGCAGACGGCCAAGACGGCCACGGCGACGGCGGCGACGGCUGCGAGUGCAGCGACUGCAGCGACGGUGGCGACAGGGAUGCAGGUGCCGGGAUCGCCGGUGGCCGAUUCGGCAUCGGGCACUACGUCGGCGUUUGUGUCGCGCGCGAAUUCGCCGUCUGCUUCGCCGUCUCGCCGUGCGGGCCGGGAAGGCGCAGCGAUGGUCGGUGGUGCUCAGCCUGCAACGGGUGGGGCUGGAGCGAAAUCGGAGCUGAGCGCGCGCCAGUUGGACAUGCUGUUGUCGUCGAUCUUUGCGGUGGCGGACGAGGCGUUCAACGUGCAGGGCGGAUGGACGCUGCGACGCGGGAUGCUGCGGGUGCUGGAGCAGGUGGUGCGCACGACGUACGCGUCCUCGAUUGUGGCGGGCUUCAACAAUGCGGCUGCGGGGCUGAACGUGGAGAAUGCGGCCAAGUGGAUUGCGCAGCUGGCGGAGACCAUGUGGCCGAACGGACGGCGAUGGGGGUCCGAGGUUGGCACGCCGGACGAGGUGGUGCCACGGACCGAGGCGCAGAAGCGUGCUACGGCGGAGCGCGCGCGUCAGAUUGUAGUGUCGUAUGCCCCGGCGCAGGCGGGAUACGUGCUGGGACCGGGAGGCAAGAUGGCGUGCGUCAAGGCGCUCGCCGAGGUGCACGAGACGGUCAUGGACCCCAUCACGGCGUCCGACCUCGGGCUGACGGUGGUGCUCAAGGCGCUCGACAUGGCGAGUCGCUAG
This is a messenger RNA of Moesziomyces antarcticus, 3891 nucleotides long. RefSeq lists its product as uncharacterized. Bases 1 to 3891 code for a protein of 1296 amino acids. Gene Ontology annotation, cellular component: intracellular membrane-bounded organelle. The transcript has a single exon. Lineage: Eukaryota; Fungi; Basidiomycota; Ustilaginomycetes; Ustilaginales; Ustilaginaceae. Gene Ontology annotation, molecular function: phosphatidylinositol binding. The record is from RefSeq and is a predicted model, not a curated record.